Molecule: messenger RNA, 2184 nt
Organism: Rhododendron vialii
Lineage: Eukaryota; Viridiplantae; Streptophyta; Magnoliopsida; Ericales; Ericaceae
Product: aluminum-activated malate transporter 12-like
Exons: 6
Coding region: 267-1928 (553 amino acids)
Biological process (GO): malate transport
Cellular component (GO): plant-type vacuole membrane
Source: RefSeq, a predicted model, not a curated record
UAUAGGUAUCUCUGUCUGAUGGAAGCACUGCCUCACAAGGAGAGAGGUAGGGUGGUACAAGAUACCCAAAACUCAUCACCAGUCACAAAAAGACAUAUUUUUCUUGUUUUGAUACUGCCCAUAUAGAUACAUAGCUUCAUUGUCUCAAAUCUAUAACAAAAACUAUACAUGUUCUGUGGCGUUAUAAUUGCCAUUUUUUUUUAGCAUAGUCACAACAAUCAUUGAUCAUACAUUCGCAUUCAUAUCCAAUUGUUUCCUGUGAAGGCAUGUUUUCUGGGUUUCUUAUGGGCAUGGAGAAGGUGACGGCCGGAGAAACAGAGUCUAUGAGAGGCAAGAUUGAUUGCGCAAAAGAGCGUUUGGUGAUAUUCGGAGAGAAGAUGAGAAAACUGCCCGGAUCGACAUGGGAAACAAUUGGGAAGGUAGGGCGAGACGAUCCGAGGAGAGUGAUUCACGCAUUGAAAGUCGGAUUGUCGUUGACGUUGGUCUCACUGUUGUAUCUAAUGGAGCCACUGUUCAAAGGGAUUGGACAGAACUCAAUUUGGGCUGUCAUGACUGUGGUUGUAGUCCUUGAGUUCACCGCAGGAGCAACUCUGUGCAAAGGAUUGAAUAGAGGACUCGGAACAUUGUUAGCGGGAUCACUGGCAUUUGGGAUCGGGUAUGUUGCCGAAGAAUCUGGUAGGGUUCUUCGAGCUAUAUUCAUUGGAGCUGCUGUUUUUUUCAUUGGAACUGCAUCCACAUACACAAGAUUCGUGCCAUACAUAAAGAAGAACUACGACUAUGGUGUGGUGAUAUUUCUUUUGACUUUCAAUCUUAUAACUGUGUCCAGCUACCGUGUGGAGGAUGUGGUAAAAAUAGCUCAUGACCGAUUUUACACUAUCGCCAUUGGUUGUGGAAUUUGUCUUCUCAUGAGUUUGUUGGUUUUCCCGAAUUGGUCUGGAGAGGAGCUCCAUAACUCCUCUGUCUCCAAGCUUGAAGGAUUGGCAAAAUCAAUUGAAGCAUGCGUCAAGGAGUACUUUAGUGAGGAGGAGGCAAAAGUAACCGAAGAUUGCAAAUCAUCGGAAGAUCCCAUUUACAAGGGUUACAAGGCAGUUUUGGACUCAAAAUCUAUAGAUGAGACUUUGGCAUUACAUGCAAGUUGGGAGCCGAGGCACUCAUGGCAUUGUAGGUUUCCAUGGCAGCAGUACGUCAAAUUGGGAUGUGGCCUUCGCCAUUUUGGUUAUACUGUUGUUGCUCUACAUGGUUGUUUGCAAACUGAGAUUCAGACACCGAGGACGGUCCGUGCCCUCUUCAAAGACCCCUGCAUCCGACUCUCAGCAGAAGUAUCAAAAGCGCUUAAGGAACUAGCUGAAAGCAUAAGAAGCCGCCGCCAAUGCUCGCCGGAAAUCCUCUCCGACCACCUCCACCAAUCCCUAUCUGAUCUCAACACCGCCCUAAAAUCCCAACCCCGGCUCUUCCUCGGCCCCAACACAAACCAAUCCACCAACAACAUCCUAGCCAACCUAGCAGCUGCGGACGCCGCAGCCCCACAAAAGCUCGAAAAGCACUUUGGUCCCUCAUCAAAACUAUCGAGCUUCAAGACCGACUCGUCGGCCUUGAUAGAGUGGAAAAGCCGAAGGGCUUCUGAACAAGCCAAGGAGAACGAGAGGAAGGUGUUGAGGCCGACGUUGAGUAAAAUUGCGAUCAUGAGCCUCGAGUUUUCUGAAGCGCUCCCGUUUGCGGCCUUUGCUUCUUUGCUUGUGGAGACGGUGGCCAGGCUUGACCUUGUGAUUGAGGAAGUUGAGGAGUUGGGGAGGGUGGCUAGGUUCAAGGAGUACAGAGAUGGGGCUGAUGAUGAUCAUGUGGUGGUGGUUGUGAAUAAUUGUGAAGGGCGUAAGGUGGAGAAAAAUGCAGGGGAUUUGAACCAUUUGCCUUCCCAUGGAACAGAUUAAUUAAUUAAUAGCUAGAGUGUUUUUUCUUUUGUUGUUGAAUCAUUGUUUGGGUACCAUUUGAUUUUGCACUUUACAUCCAAAUCAUGUGUCUUAGGUAAAACUCAUCAGAUAAUACGUACUUCGUUGUUAUUCACAGUUGUAAAUUGUAAUCACCAUAUGACGUUAGUAUGACUGCGUGCUAUGAGAUUAUAGUACGUACUAUGUAGUAAGAAUUAGACUAGAUGAAUAUUAGUAAUUGGAGUUUUUCUUUUGGAAA